Molecule: messenger RNA, 937 nt
Organism: Cucurbita moschata (crookneck pumpkin)
Lineage: Eukaryota; Viridiplantae; Streptophyta; Magnoliopsida; Cucurbitales; Cucurbitaceae
Product: ubiquitin-conjugating enzyme E2 28-like
Exons: 5
Coding region: 228-674 (148 amino acids)
Biological process (GO): protein polyubiquitination
Cellular component (GO): nucleus
Molecular function (GO): ubiquitin conjugating enzyme activity
Source: RefSeq, a predicted model, not a curated record
AUUUAAAGUCUUCUUUCAUUGCUUAGCGAUUGGCAAAGUUCUUCGGUCUCUAAAGUUUGUCAAAUUCCACAAAAAAUCAGAGGGUAAAGAGACCGACGAACAAGCAGCGGUUUCUGGGGGCCGCCAUCGAUCUGAUUCGGAGCUUAUUUCCCUUUCCAUAGUUCUUUCCCGCCGAUCCUGAUCUUCAUCCCCUUGUCGAUCGCAAACCCUUUUGUUUUCUCAAGAUCAUGGCUUCGAAGCGUAUCUUGAAGGAACUGAAGGAUUUACAGAAGGAUCCGCCCACAUCUUGCAGCGCUGGUCCUGUAGCUGAAGACAUGUUCCAUUGGCAAGCAACCAUUAUGGGACCAUCUGAUAGUCCUUAUUCAGGAGGUGUUUUUCUAGUCAAUAUUCAUUUCCCUCCAGAUUAUCCUUUCAAGCCUCCAAAGGUUGCUUUUAGGACCAAAGUGUUUCACCCAAAUAUCAAUAGCAAUGGAAGCAUUUGUCUCGACAUCCUUAAAGAACAGUGGAGCCCCGCGCUUACGAUUUCUAAGGUCCUGCUCUCCAUAUGCUCAUUGCUGACCGAUCCAAACCCAGACGACCCUCUUGUACCAGAGAUUGCACACAUGUACAAGACCGACCGAGCCAAGUAUGAAGCGAGCGCACGGAGCUGGACUCAGAAGUACGCAAUGGGUUGAGACGGUAUCGUAGCUUGGUGUCGGUGAUGGAUGACGCUGGUGGCGGUAUCUUCGGCCUGCCAUCCUUCUGUAUUUCGUGGUUUCUCCAGUUAUUUGGGCUGUGUAGGUACUUAAAACCAAAGAAACAAACAAGUCUUGUGGUUUUCUUCUCUUUGCCACUGGAAUUUAUGAAUGAAAGAUUCAAGCACUUUGUCAAAUUAACUGGAUUCAACAUUCCUCUUCGUUGGAAUUUCAUUCAAGCAGUUAUUUAUCCCUUACAACAA